This is a messenger RNA of Zootoca vivipara (common lizard), 4477 nucleotides long. RefSeq names its product UDP-glucuronosyltransferase 1A1-like. Lineage: Eukaryota; Metazoa; Chordata; Lepidosauria; Squamata; Lacertidae. The record is from RefSeq and is a predicted model, not a curated record. Gene Ontology annotation, molecular function: UDP-glycosyltransferase activity.
GAAGAUAGGGCUAAAGGCUCACAAGAGGCUGUUUCCUGUGCUGUUCGCAAUGGUUUCUUUACAUUCAUUUCAUUUUGGGUUAGAAUUACGCCACAAUGCAACCAGCAAGAAGAUUUCUAUGCGUCAAGGCAUUUGCCAGCUACCUGCAUGUGUUUUGCUUACUUUCUUUUUCUGGAGCCUUACGGAUGGAGGAAAGGUCUUGGUAAUACCCAAUGAUGGCAGUGCCUGGCUCAGUAUCCAUCCAGUUAUGGAACACCUUCAGCAGAGAGGACACCAAGUAGUUGUCAUUGCUCCUGAGACAAACUUAUGGAUAAAGUCAUCUGUACAUUAUACAAUGAAAACAUUUGCCGUGCCCUACUCAAAGGAAUACUUGAAAGAAGAAUUCCAAAAGCUUGGUCACAAGAUUUUUGCACGCCAGCCUUUCCUGGAAAGAAUGACUGGGACAUUUUCAAGAAUAAGAAAUAUUACAAUGCUUCUAUAUAAUAAUUGCAAGCAGCUUUUAAACAACAAAGAGCUGGUUUCUUACCUUAAAGAAACCAAAUUCAACGUUGUAUUUAUGGAUCCAGUGUUUCCAUGUGGGCAGAUCUUGGCUGAGUAUUUAUCUCUUCCUUCUAUUUACUACUUGCGGGGAAUUCCAUGUGGUUUAGACUUUAUGGCAACACAGUGUCCAAACCCACAUUCUUAUGUCCCAAAAUUUUUCUCGGGCAAUACAGAUCACAUGAACUUUAACCAGAGAGUGAAGAAUUUUUUAAUCAGCUCACUGGAAUCCGUGAUAUGCUAUUUUCUUUAUUCACCCUAUAGAACACUGAACAAGGAAUUCCUGCACCAAGAUAUGUCAGUAACAGACCUUUAUAGUCAUGCAUCAAUUUGGCUUCUGCGCUAUGACUUUGUUUUUGAAUAUCCCAGGCCUAUCAUGCCCAACAUGGUCUUCAUUGGGGGUAUAAACUGUGCAAAGGAAAAUCCACUGACUCAGGAAUUUGAAGCCAUGGUAAACAAUUCUGGCGAACAUGGCAUUGUAGUGUUUUCCUUGGGUUCAAUGGUUUCUGAAAUUCCAAUGAAAAAAGCUAUGGAAAUAGCUGAAGCGUUUGGAACAAUACCUCAGACGGUGCUAUGGAGAUAUACAGGAGAAACACCCCCAAAUCUUCCAAAGAACACAAAGCUUGUGAAGUGGCUACCACAAAAUGAUCUGCUUGCUCAUCCAAAAGCCAGAGCCUUUAUCACUCAUGCUGGCUCCCAUGGGGUCUAUGAGGGGAUCUGCAAUGCAGUACCAAUGGUGUUGAUGCCACUUUUUGGAGAUCAAAUGGACAAUGCAAAGCGGAUGGAAUCUCGAGGAGCAGGAGUGACUCUGAAUGUAGUUGAAAUGACUUCCAAGGAUUUAUCUGAGGCACUGAAGGCUGUUAUUUAUGAUAAAAAGUAUAAAGAGAACAUCCAGCGUCUCUCAGCUCUCCACCUGGACAGGCCCAUUGAACCUCUUGAUCUUGCGGUGCAUUGGGUGGAGUUUGUGAUGAAGCACAAGGGGGCUCCCCACUUGAGGCCAGUAGCACAUGACCUCAACUGGAUCCAGUAUCACUCUAUUGACGUCAUGGCCUUCCUCCUGGCUGUUGUACUCCUUGCCCUAUUUAUCUCACUGAAGUGCUGCCUGUUUUGCUUUAGAAAGUGUUUUUGUAAAAGUGGAAGGAUGAGCAAGAAAAGCAAAUCAAAAUCACAUUGAAAUGGGGUGGGGCAUGUAAGAUGAAGAGGAAUAGAAGAAAUUGGGUCCUGCUCUUGAUGUCCUCCAGAGGUUUUGGAUUACAACUCCUAUCAGACCUAGCUAGCAUGGUCAGAGAUGACAGGAGCUGUGGUACAAAAUAGCUGGAGGGCACUAUGUUGUCUACCGCUGUCUAAAAGCAUCCUUCCUCAAUCUCAGUUCCAAUUUGCAGGCGCUCUUAAAAACACAUACGUGAUGAUUUGCAAGGUCACUUCCAUGCCUAUAUAUGCAUUCAAACUAUUUUAGUCAAGGAACAAGCAAUUUGAUAGCCAAGGGACCUGUGAACUUCCAUACAGAUCCCACAGUUCUGUAGUCAAUUGAUCUGUUGGGGAAUCAAUUGUUUGCAUAACUUAUCUUGUUGUUGUUGUUUUUAAAUCAUUUUCAUUAAUUUUCCAAUACAAAAGCCAAUUAACACAUAAUCAUAAUAAUCCAAUUAAAAACAAUAAACAAAAAAAGACCAAAUUGCAGUCCAAAUUGUUAAUUAUUUAUUUUUUCCAGGCUUCCCAUAGUCUGGACCUAUUGAAGUGUAUCUCCAAUGUCUCGUUCUUGUUGUUCCCCUAUUUUCCACAUUCCAAUUUUAAUACUUUAAAGUUUUCCGUCCCUGGCUAUGCAAUUCUCAAUCAUGUCCAAAAUCAUAUGUCAUUGCAUCCAUCAAGUAUAGCUUUAUUUCUAAAUAUAUAUUUUUCCAACUGUCUAUUUAGCAGCACAGCUUUUCCUGACUUCAUUCCAAUCUUCCGAUCCAGGCUGUUAUCCAAGUCUUCAUUUAGAGUUUAAUGACGCAGCAACUCCCAUGUUUUUAAGUUGUUAGGUUACUCCCAUCCGGGCUGUUGUCCAAGUCUGUCAUUUGAUAUUAGGCAUACUGUUUGCAUAUUGCAAUGUAAAUGAACUGUAUUCCACAGAUAUAAGUCAUUUGAUGAUCGAUCAGCUUUCAGAGACCACACAAUCCCCCCUCCUGGACCCUAGGAGGGAAGCUGCUAGACAUCUAUUUAGCCUUCUGUCUCGCACUUAAUGAAGACAUUCUGCAAACAGGUGGACCGUAUGUUGUCCCAAAUCAUUAAAAAACCAAUUGUAAGUAUUGAGAAGCAAAAAAAGAACAUACCAAUCCCUCCAUAAUCCAAACGCCAUGAUGAGAAUCUCUUUGAAGUCCGAGCUUUGAAAUCCAAGCCAGGAACUGUACAAAUCUGCAGGUUUUUUCUCAAUCUUCUUUAGUCCAGACUAUGUCUGUUUAUUGUCCAAAUCUGAUUAUUUUAUCAAACAGAUAUUUCCGGCUAUGAGAGUGCCUUCGGAGAGUCCCGGCCGUGUCAUGCUCUGGGACCCAGUGUCCUGCUGCUUGCACCUCGAUGCAAGCUGACAAUCUCGGACAAUCUGCAGGUCUACAAGACAGUCCUCCCCCACCCUGGGGAGUCUGACAGGGCUAAUUACUCCCAUAUCAACCCUGAAUUACUGGCAUGGCUGGGGUCCGAUCAUAUGGGAAUUAGCCAUUUCUCACCGCCAGAAACAGGAAGCCUCCUGCAUAACUUAUCUUGAACUGAUGGGUCGAGACCCACAACUGGGGUCAGUGGUGUCACCAGUGUUUUGGAGGGAGGGUUGUUUUAACAGGAAGAGAGAGAUGGAAAAGUUCAGAUAGCAGAGGAAGAUAGCUGGGCUACCUUUAACAAUUGAGUAAGAGAGCGGAUUCUGACAAGUGGAGCUCAUUGCACAGGGUUGAUAAAAGCUGCUCAUGAGAAUGCCGCCUUCCAUAGGAACCCCCUGCCCCCUCCUUUCCUGGAAAGAGAAGAACAAAGUAUGGCCUUAUUAUGCAAAUAAAUAGGAGGAGGAGGACAGGAUGGGAAUAUGCAAUCAAAUUUAAAGUGGAGCCUGCUUUGCUGGUGGACCUGAAAAGGUUGGCUAUUAAUGUCCCAUGUUAGUUGGGUGUCUAAAGUCACUUCCAAAACCUAAAUGCCUUCACAGAUGACCCUCUCCCUUGGAAAUGGCAGCACAGCUGUGUUUGUUGGCUACAAGUGUUAAUUAGAACAAACUCCUGAUUCCCCUCCGACUUCUUCUUCUUGUUAUUGUUGUUGUGACAGCAUCUCCUGUAAUAUUAAGAAGACAGUGAACAUCCUUGUGAGCACCUUACUAAUACUGCCGGUCUGGUUGUCUAUAAGGGGCCCUUUUCGAAGAGUGGCAGGCGAAAAUGAUGGACUAUGCGGAAUUAGCAAGACUGACUAGCAGGAUCCAAAACCAGGGAGAGUCAAGGUUCCAAAAGGACUGGAGUAAAUAUGUGGACUAUAUGGAGAAGAACUGUAGAAGUUUAAAGACACUUACAGGACUGAAAUAAAUCCUACGAAUUGACCUCAAACAGAAGGAAUAAAGGAACUGCAAGAUAAGAAUGGACAGAAAAAACCUGUUUGGGGGGAGGGAGGGAAGUCAAAGCUCGGCAGAGCAAAGAAAUUUGAAAUAAUUGAUAAGAUGGUUAGAAGAAAAAUCUUUGUUUGUUAUGUUUAUGUUAUGUUAUGUUUGUUUAUUAUUGUUUAAAUGUGAUUAAUUGGAAAAUUCAAUAAAAUGUCUUUUAAAUAUAUAUAUAUAUAUAUAAGGGGCCCUUUUCAGAAACAUCCUGUACAUAGAAACAUAAGGCCAGUGGUCCAUUUAAUCAAGCAUCCUGUUUUCAUGGAACCGGAGGUGGCAGGAAACAAAAAAAUGACUAUUGAGGAGACAUAACAAAUAUAAUGGGAGAAGAAGUUCUGCUGUGGC